CCCGCAACUUUGAGCUGGCUGGACGAAGCGGAGGAGCCGCCGCUCCCCGCGCCAGCCGGCUUGGGACUGGGCGUGGGGGGAAGGGGCUGGCGCGCGCGCGAGAGAGACACGGAUCCAGCCACCCCUGGGGCUUUGGUUGCGCCGGGGAUUAGGCCGGCUGGGCAGCGCCUCGCCCUCCAAGCAGAGCGGCGAGUUUGUGGAGAGCGGCGAGCGAGCCGCGCAUUGCAAUCGGGGAACCCCAGCUGGGAGCAGAGGCGGCGGCGGCUGCUGGGGGAUCCGUUAGAAACUAGCAAUCCCCCCCCCGCCCCGCCCACCACCACCCAAAAAAACCCCAUUGCACCAGCCCCCGGCUCUGCUGGGGGAAGGGCGGAGGGGUGGCACGGCUGCGAUUGCCGCGCUCUCUCUCCCCAGAUGCUGGUUUCGGAAGCACUUGGCAGGCACCAGGCAGGAGCCUGGAGGCGGCGGCUGUAGCCGCGGCGGCAGCAAUGGGAGCCGGCUGCUGAGGGGCGCCCGGCCGAGCGGAGCGCCCGGCGCCGGAGCCCGGGCAGGUGGCACCCGCGGGGGGGGGGCCCAUGCGGUGACCGCGCCGAGCCGCGGGUGCCCCCAGGGUGCAGUUGCGGCUGGAAGAGCCGGAGGAGGGUCUCGCUUGUCCGUGGCGCCCGGGGAUGGGCCCCCGCCGCGGCUGAGCCCCAGCGCCCGCCCAGCCCCUGUCUCCGCUCCGGCCGGCCAGUGAGCCGGGAGCCGCCUGCCGGGAGCAGCCAUGGCCGCGGCCAUCGCCAGCGGCUUGAUCCGCCAGAAGCGGCAAGCGAGGGAGCAGCACUGGGACCGGCCCUCGGCCAGCAGGAGGCGGAGCAGCCCCAGUAAGAACCGGGGGCUCUGCAAUGGCAACCUGGUGGAUAUUUUCUCCAAGGUCCGUAUCUUCGGGCUGAAGAAGAGAAGGUUGCGGCGCCAAGCACUAUUCAACCUUAUACCAGUGGGACUACGAGUUGUCGCUAUCCAGGGUGUAAAGACAGGGUUGUAUAUAGCCCUAAAUGGAGAAGGUUUCCUCUACACAUCAGAACUUUUUACGCCGGAGUGCAAGUUUAAGGAGUCGGUUUAUGAAAAUUAUUAUGUAAUCUACUCAUCCAUGCUCUACAGACAACAAGAGUCGGGUAGGGCCUGGUUCCUGGGGCUUAAUAAGGAAGGGCAGGUCAUGAAAGGAAACAGAGUGAAGAAAACAAAACCAGCAGCUCAUUUUCUACCCAAGCCAUUGGAAGUUGCCAUGUAUCGAGAACCGUCCUUGCAUGAUGUUGGAGAAACAGUGCCAAAGGCUGGGGUAACUCCAAGUAAAAGCACAAGUGCAUCUGCAAUAAUGAAUGGAGGCAAACCAGUGAACAAGAGUAAGACGACAUAGCCAGAUCCUCACAGGUGUUGUGACUUAUUGAGCCCUGAGUACAGUUGAGCAAUUUAUCCUUGCCGGACUCUCCGACUUCAGUGUCUGUGGAUCAGCUUGAGGCAAGUGAAUACUUGCUCUUUGCUGUUUCUGAACUAAAUUGUUGCAAGUGGAUAAAUCUCAACAUGUAGCUCCUCCCACAACAAGAAGACACCUGGAUAACCAGCUAAACUCAGACCAUGGAAUGCCCUACCAGAUAUGGAAUGCCUUUUUAAUAUCUUUUCUGUGACUGUGACACUUCAUGUGAAUGACAUACUUCACAAGUACACUUGAUACCUUGCCUGCUGACAGUUACCCAUAAUCCCUUUUUGAGUCCAGUUUCAGCGAAAUCCAUGUGUUUAAGUUCUAUUUUGUAGCACACAGAUAAUAUCAAGUAAUUUCUAGUUAGACGCUGUAAACCUGUGCUGUUAUGGAUUUCUCUUCUUCCCUUUUUUUUACAAGGCUGCUUGCUCCACUGUCUGUGACCUUUUGCAGGGAUUGUGGUUCUCUAAAACUUAAAUGUUGCAGGUGGCUUAGUUCUGAAAGCAAUCAGGGAAUCAGGAAGCCUUCAAAAACCUAUUAUUAUGAAUUAUAUCUAUGAAGACUAGGAUCAUUGUCUCCGACGUAGAAUAUUGAUAAAUGUGAAUACACUUUAGUAACAGGUACCAUGCUCCUGAGGUUGGCAUUAUUGUGGUGGGAAAAGUGUCAAACACGACCAGUAGAAAAAUUUUUGAGACUAGUGUUUGACAUCUCCCUAUAGUUUCUUUUUGUGUGUGUGUUUUAUACAUAUCACAGGCUUACUGGUAAUGGUAACAUUUGCCUUGCCCAGCGAGCAAGACCCACUCAUUUUUGGGAAAGUGGGUCCAAAGAACUCUGUAGGCCUUGUAGGCCUGAAUUAAGGCUCAUUUUUCACCUACUAAUCGUCAUUGUUUGAAAAACAAUAAUUAAGACUAACAAGAAUUGCGCUACCUAAAUCCAGUUCAGAUCUAAUCCUUUCCUGUUUUUAAUUAACUGAAUUUAAUGCCAUCAUUAUUUUGGCUGUUUCCCACUCUUCCUCAGCAAAGCACGGGCAAGGAUGAUGUUGUGUUCUUUUUAGCAGCACCAAUGCAAAGGGUAGUUACAAAUUAUACUUUAAAUAUAUUUAAAAUUAUACUUUUAAUUUUUUUUAAACUGGGUCUAUUAGAAAACAUUAACAAAAAAUGUUUAGCUCAGCAUGCAGAGUCCAGUCCUAUGUAUUUCACCCUGUAACCCAUACCUCUAACCCAGCUUUUUAGGAUGUUCCCACCGAGUUGCUAGAUAAACGGUGCCUUGCCUUGCUUUCUGUAUAUUAUACAUUCUAACUAGUGGAAAUCAAACCCAUUAUGAGAUUGAGUCCUUGGAUCAUGUUCAAUUGCUUCAUGAAAAAUAUUGGUGACAUUUCACUGGUGUCAGUUAACUGUCAUGAAACCAAUUGAGAAAAAAAUAAAAUGGGUAAUAAGCUUUAGACAGUACAACAAAGAUGCCAUUGUAGUGUUAAAUACUGUAGGUAAUGAGUUUCAAAUAUUUAGUCGCAUACUUUCAAAAGACUGAAAUAAGGCUAUUCUGUGUGUGCUUAAUAGGCAUUUGCUUCUCAGAAAGGGCAACAAGUACCUGAGUUUUGGCAAACUGUGUGUGACAACCUUCUAUUGGCCUCUUGCUGUUAUCAUGUUUAAGGGAGACAAACUUCAUCCUUCCCUUUUGAGCAAUUGUAUUUACUGAAAAAAAUAAUUUUCUCAUGGCAUUACACAGAGCUCUGUGACAGGCCACCAGUUGUUUCAAAUUGCUGGCCUGUUUAGCUGCAUACUGAUUCAGUCUACAUUAACUCUUCAUGCUUUGUCAUACGGGAGAGGUUCCAUUUUAAUAAGUAACCCAGCAUAUUAUUCAAAUAGGUUAUUGUAAUGCUGCUAUGAGUCUUUUGACAGUUUUAGGUUCCUUGUUUAGAUACCGUGUAAAACAGACAAAGUUUGGGUCUUUUUAAAGAGCCGAGUGAAACAUAUCAAGUGAAGUUUGUUUUGUAAGUAUUUAAACAAAGACAAAGCUACGUUAAUGCUGUGACAAAAUGUGCAUAAAGUAACUUUUGGCCCAGAUCAUCCCCUCCUUUGGUGGCUUUAAAGGAGAAAAUUUCCAUGAGACACCCCUUGUGGUGAACCUCCCAUCUCAUCCCACCAGGAGGGGUGGGACUUGUGUGCCCCCCCCCCCUCCCCGCCAAAAAAAAAGGCUAUGAAGCCUCCCCUGGUGGAUCAGUAGGAGACCAGGACUACUAGAGUAGAGCUCUGCCCCGGCUCUCUGAUGGCGUCCUGGCAUUGGAGCCUCAAUGACCUCCCCGCCCCCCUCACCUCUGCUGUAGCGCCUCUUGGGAUUGGGAAGGGGGUUAUGCGGAAAAGCUGCAUUAUCUUUUGUGUCUAAUGUUCACAGGGCUGGUGAGGGAGCCUAUGUGCAUUCUUGCCCUGUCCCACUCAGUCUCCAGCCUGCCCAGUUUGGACCCUGGACUGCACAGAGGUGGCUCUGCAGGGUCCAGAGUGUGAGAAAGUGCCAUAGAACUGCCUGAGGUGUGCCCUGAGGAUGUAGAGAGCACAAGCUGGGCCUUUGAAUUUCAGCUCUCUGGAACCGGUGUCCCAAGGCCAUAUACAUCACCAUUGUCACCCUUAAACCCGACAUCUCAGGCAGCUAUUAUCUCUGCCAACCUGUUGACUAGUUACAAUUAAGGCUGAAUUUAUUUUUGUACAUGACUAGUAUGUACUGUAAAUGUAUCACCAGUUUUAUUUUUGUUUACAGGGGUUGCCUGUAAGGGUGUUUAAUCCUGUGAAUGGAUGUCUUAAAACAAUUUCUUCUAAAGUCUGUUUAAACAUAGAGCACAGAGGUCUUUGUUAUUUGUGCUUUGGUCACUCCUUUAAUUUUGUCUCUUGUCUCAUCUGUUGCAUGGGAAGAGGAUGACAAUGAUGAACUGCAUGUAGUAGGCUAUGCGUAUCAAGAACUGUUGGUAUGUAUUACUAAAUUUACAUACAUAUAUGCAAAGAGUUGGUUUGCAUUGUACAGUUUGUGUUUAUUAUCAUUUGUUGUAUACACAGAGGCAACAUAUUGAAUAAAAUGUUUAUAUGAAGGCAUAUUGAAAAACAAAACAACUUUAUCUAACAAGCAGAAUGUGCAAAAUAACAUUGCACUGGCCACAAUAUAGUGAAACCAUGUAGCUAGGUUGGCAAACUCAAUUCUCCCCCUUUACCAUGCCAAAGAAAAUUUUAGCUCCUUGAUAUAUUACCUCUCUUGCUCCAGGAUAAUACUUCGCCAUUUUGUUCCCUCUAAAAUUAAUUUUGCUGUUAAGUGAAAACUAUUUUCAACUGUCUGUUACUACUAAAGUACUGUAUAGUAAACCUGAUGAAUUAAUUUAUAUUUACAGAUUUUGUGUUUUGUAUUUCCAUGUAUGUGACUCUACAGUAUGCCAGACAUUUGCAUGCUGUGUUUUGUAGUGCUCCUUCCUUUCUUUUUAUUUAAUCCCAGAGAGCGUGGUUUGCACAGUGGUCCAAUCUCUUCACUAUCUAUCUCACUAAUGCACAGGUACGUUAAUAAUGCAGAUGGGCACGAUCUCUUCAUUUUCCCUCCGAAACAAAAAGUUCAUUUUUAUUUCAGCAACAAUUUUGGCAAAAUAUCAGUCACGUAUACACACACAGUUCUUGGUAGCUAUGUACAAAUUGAAUAAAGCACUAUUUUAGUUGGGCUUAAAAAGCGUUUUAUAGAUUCACAUGAACCCUUACCAGCUUGGUCAUGUUUAUGAAAAACUACAGUAGCUUCUCCAGAAAUAUCACAAGUGGUUGGUAGCUCACUUAACACCUCUUUUGCUUCUUCUCCUAUUCUUUAAGAAACGCUCAAAUCAACAUGUUUAUGUAUUGUCAUUUUUUCAUCCAUAUGAUUUGUAUAACAAAAUUAACCCACAAAAGAAUAAAAGGACCUUCUUUCACAGUGUAUUUACUUGAAAGAAUCUUGUAAAGCUCAUAAUUGUUUACACACAGAGGGACAAAUUCUCUGCUGCUGUAAUGUUAUAGCAAUCAGUCGAGUAGACAGAGAGGUUGACCCAUGUAUUAAAGGUGUGUCUUGUUGAUCCAUCUGUUCUGUGGUACAAAGUAGAAAUUUUCAACUCCAUUCAGGUUAGAAAACGUAGGAAAAUUAGACAUAGUAUAGUUUUGUUUAAAUGCUCCUUUGGAUAAAUUUGUGAUCUGUGCAAUACAUUUCAAGAUUUUUUCAGGAUGUCUAAUGCAAGUCCUAUGAUUUAUUUUUUUUAAUGUAAUAAAAUCUUUGUUCUAGAGCCCAGUCAUAAAAAUAUUCAACUUAGUUUUAUUUGUCCCUGGACUACAGUACGAAAUAUAAUUUAGAAGUAAAGUGAGUCACCAUUCCAGGAAGAAGGAGGGCAGUGCAUCAAAAACACCAAGCCAGGGGUACAUGAUCAAAUCUUCAGCUACACGCCUCUGAAAGAGAGCUUGACCAUUUACCCUCCCAGUAAUCCUUUCCCUUUGCUAAAUCAUGGAUACAAGCAAAACAGUGAACAACAAGUUUAUGUCUGAAACCCAAAAAGAAGUUAUAUAGAGUGGCCACAAUCCUGCAAAGUGCUGAGAGUGCUCAGAAGUAGUAUUCAGCACUUUUCAGAUGGUGCCCUUUUUAUCACAAGAAUGGAGAACUGUAUAUGUGUUCAGUAUCAAACUCCCCACUUAUCUAACCAGCUUUCUCUUUCUGUAAUUACUGUUUGCCCAAGACCUGGAAGCAGUGACAUAAUUAGUGUAUGUUAAUUAGAUGGGAAAUAUUUUUCACUCCCUUGCACCUCUUUUUACUUUUACAAUUUAGGCAGACAGUAUUUUCACAUACAUGGAACAAUAAUAUUUAUCUUCAAGUCUUAUUUUUAAAGCAAGGGAAUAAGUUGCGUAGAAGAUAUACUGGGACUCAUAUCACCAGUUUCCUCGGUGUGGGAAAAAAAGCUGUUCAAGCCACACACACAAAAAAAAGAACAAAAAAUGGAAAAGAAAAUAGAUAUCCAUUACAUUUUGAGCAGUCUUAGUAAAUACUAUAUGGCUUAUAGCACAGUUUUGCUUUGAUACUUUAUAUUUUACUUAAUUCCAGGCACUAGCCUUGUCAAAGAGAAUUUUAAAACAUUUUUUUUAAAUAAGGCGAUAUUAAUCCACCCCAAUAGCUGAAAAUUAAAAAACAAACCUAUUAUGGAAGUGUUUAAAAGUUUGUCUUACUAGAAAUUAGAAUCACGUCUAUGUUUUUAGUUUACAAACUUAAAAGGAAAACAGACAAAAUCACACAGUAAAAUAAAAUACAUCGAAUAUUACAUGACACACAGAUAUCCAGCAAUUUAUGGCCUUAGAGAGAAUCAUUUUCCAGUCUAGGAAUAUGGCUGCCUGAAUAUCAUAGCUAAGAUACAGUAUUUUUAUCUUUGUUUGCUAGUUUGUUUAAAUGAUACCAAGUAUCUAUUCAAUCUAAACAACAUUGAUUUUCUUCUUUGUUAGCUGUACAAAGUACUGUACAUACAUGGCAGACAUAAUGAAGCUUGAUUUCCUUUACUCUUUCAUUGACUCAGAAGUACCCCACAUCUGUCAGACAUUUAUUACGAUAAGAGACUUCCGGUCUGUGUUAAUUUAUAUAUAAAUAAAACAAACAAGCUUAUGUUCACCAGUCAAAGACCAGUGUCGGCAAAUGUUCAAAUGACACAGUGAAAUACCUAAUCUCUGUACAGUUUAACGGUUACAACCAUAAAAUAUAAAAUGUGAUUUCAAAACUUGUUUUACUUCAAAGUUUGUUUAUGCUACAUCAAUACAUUUGAGAACUCUGCCUGAUAUUUUGGUUAUCGAAGGAGAGGCAGUAGCAGCUUUUGGGUAUAGUUGUCUCUGUGAAUGUGCAGAACUCCCAUGAAUAAGUUAUGCACAGACAUUUAGAGGUGACUGGAUUACGCCUCCCUGAGAACAUGGGCUUUGAAAAGCUGCACAUUUAUGUUUAAAAAGAAAAUGAGGUCAGAGCAGGAGCAAGCUAAAUGGGAGGGGGAAAUGAUUGUUGAAAACCUUUCCAUCACGCACCUGAAGUUUUCACACUAUAACUGUUACAUGUUCUGUACUGGUGUAUUUUCCAAUUUAAAUAAUCAAUGUCCUUUCUAUAAGAAAACAAAUUUCUAGCGUAAUAAUGGAAAUACCAUUUUUCAGUUGAUACACAGGUUCCUUAUUUCUUAGUCUUGUAUCAAACUAAAAGCCUGAAACUUGACACCUACAUCACAACAUAACAAUAUCAAAGUUUGAUUUGUUUUGUGAUUUAAUCAAAAUGUCAAUCACUUUUGAAAAGAAAAUGUACGUCUUUUUUCGCUCUGAAGAAUUAAAGGGCUGCCAAACCUACACGUAGGAGGGAAAAAAGAUUCAAAUGUAAAUAACUUAGGGAAGUCCCAAGAUAGUUGUGCAUCUUUCAUAAUUCAAUGUGAAUUUCCCACUGAGCAGCAUUUCACCAUUGAUAAGAAAUAAAAAUUUUGUUCAUA
Messenger RNA from Caretta caretta (loggerhead turtle), 7934 nucleotides. RefSeq names its product fibroblast growth factor 14 (gene FGF14). NCBI's taxonomy places the organism in Eukaryota, Metazoa, Chordata, Testudines, Cheloniidae. Gene Ontology annotation, molecular function: growth factor activity. The record is from RefSeq and is a predicted model, not a curated record.